Hydra vulgaris (swiftwater hydra) is the source of this 1311-nucleotide messenger RNA. Lineage: Eukaryota; Metazoa; Cnidaria; Hydrozoa; Anthoathecata; Hydridae. The record is from RefSeq and is a predicted model, not a curated record.
AUGCCUGCCAAUACACUCAAAUCAAACGAAAAAAAUGAUUCGGCUGAUAAAAAGAACAAAUCAAACAAAAAAUCUGCUGAUAAACCUGUCGAUAAAUCAAUUGAUAAAUCUGCCGGCAAAACUGUAAAACCGACAAAUAGAUCAGCCAAUAAGAUCGACAAACCAACUGGUAAAUCGGCCAAUAACAAUAAAUCGGCCGACAAAUCAACUGACAAAUUAACUGACAAAUUAACUGACAAAUUAACUGACAAAUCAACUGGUAAAUCGACCGGCAAAUCGACCGGUAAAUCAGCCGAUAAAUCAACUGAUAAAUCAGUUGAUAAACCGGCCAAUAAAUCAACAAGUAGGAUGAAUACAUCAGUAGACAAAAAGAAAUUUAAUCAAUGUGUUGCGCACAUUUAUGGAGGGUCCAUUAUUAGAUCAAGUCGUUCGUAUAUUUUUCCUGUAGAAGACGGUAAUGUUGCCCAAUAUGUGAUUGACAAUCUUGUCAAAUAUUAUGGUUCGGACGUCGGUUGCCAAUAUGUUGAUUGCGAAGAUGCCAAAAAAACUUUCAAGAUGGUGAUUGAAGAGGCCAAAGAAAGAGGAUAUAGUACUGAUAAAUAUUGUGAAAAUAUUGUAAAAUGCAAUGUUGGUGAAGUUUCAAAACUUCUAAAGUUUGUUUCAAAUGCCAAAGUCGCCCAUGUUAUAAAACUCGGACUUAGUGAAGGAAAAACAAAAAAAAAUAAAAGGGUUCCUAAAGAUAAUGGUAAUAAUGUCGAUGAUUCUGAUGCCGACUGUGAAACUGUUACGCAUGCACACGAAACAAAAUCUUCAACUAAUUCGAAAAAUAAAAAUGUAAUAAGCGAGGAGACAGACAACACUGGUGACGAUGCUAAUUCUGACGACGAUGUCAAUUCUAACGAUGAUGCUAAUUCCGAUGAUGAUGCCGAUUCCAACGACGAAAAUGACAAUGCCUCAAAUAAUGACGAUGCUUCUAAUAAUGGUGCUGAUUCAAAUGAUGACGAUAAUGGUUCUGAUUUUGAUGCUGGUGCUGGCGCUGAUGCUGAUGAUGCUAAUGCUGAUGCUGAUACUGAUGCUGAUGCUGAUGCUGAUGCUGAUGUUAAUGUCGAUGCCGAUCCCAAUUCUGAUGACGAUAUUUCCAAUGCUGACGAAGAUGAAGAUGACGUCGAACCGGUUAGGAAUACUUCACGAAAAAACGAAGUAAAACAGCCUAAAAAUUCGCCACAAAAACAAGCAACUGAAGGAAAAGGAAAAGGCAAAGGCAAAGGCAAAGGCAAAGACAAAGACAAAGGCAAAACAAAAAAGCAGUAA